Alosa alosa (allis shad) is the source of this 3094-nucleotide messenger RNA. RefSeq names its product solute carrier family 7 member 10a (gene slc7a10a). Gene Ontology annotation, cellular component: membrane. Gene Ontology annotation, biological process: D-alanine transmembrane transport; amino acid transmembrane transport; D-serine transmembrane transport. Gene Ontology annotation, molecular function: neutral L-amino acid transmembrane transporter activity; L-amino acid transmembrane transporter activity. The coding region runs from base 42 to 1595 and encodes 517 amino acids. NCBI's taxonomy places the organism in Eukaryota, Metazoa, Chordata, Actinopteri, Clupeiformes, Clupeidae. The transcript is spliced from 11 exons. The record is from RefSeq and is a predicted model, not a curated record.
AUGCCAGCGCGCAGAGUCACUUUCUCACUCUCCGGUUUAAGAUGGACGGGACCGAGACCCACCGGCGGAACUGCGCGACUCAGGAGCCGGGCGUGCGGGACCGGAUGCUGGACCCGAGUGAUGGGAACGAGAACCCUGAAGAGAGGGUUACACUUAAGAAGGAAAUUGGUCUUCCAAGCGCUUGCGCCAUUAUCAUAGGUAACAUCAUCGGCUCAGGGAUCUUCAUCUCUCCUAAGGGGGUGCUGGAGCAUGCGGGCAGCGUGGGGUUCUCCCUGAUCGUGUGGGUGCUGGGGGGUGGCAUCUGUGCCCUGGGCUCCCUCUGCUAUGCCGAGCUGGGGGUCACCAUCCCCAAGUCGGGCGGAGACUACUCCUACGUCACCGAGAUCUUCGGGGGAUUGGUGGGGUUCCUGCUGCUGUGGAGUGCUGUGUUGAUUAUGUACCCCACCACUCUGGCUGUGAUCGCACUCACUUUCUCCAACUACGUACUGCAGCCAGCGUUCACCAACUGCCUACCGCCAUAUAUCGCCACCCGCCUGCUCUCCACCACCUGCAUCUUGUUCCUGACGUGGGUGAACUGUUCCAGUGUGCGCUGGGCCACGCGUAUCCAAGACUUCUUCACCGUGGGGAAACUACUGGCCCUCUGCCUCAUCAUCAUAGUGGGCCUGGUGCAGAUCUGCAGAGGCUACUACGAUUCGCUGCGGCCGUCUGUAGCCUUUGAGUUCAUUCGCGAGCCAUCGGUGGGUCAGAUCGCUCUGGCCUUCCUCCAGGCGUCCUUCGCCUUCAGUGGCUGGAACUUCCUCAACUACGUCACCGAGGAGGUGGUGGAGCCACGCAAGAACCUGCCGCGGGCGAUCUACAUCUCCAUCCCCCUGGUGACGCUUGUAUACACGCUGACCAACAUCGCCUACUUCUCCUCCAUGACCCCCGAGGAGCUGCUCGCAUCCAACGCCGUCGCUGUGACCUUUGGGGAGAAGCUGCUGGGUAUGUUCUCCUGGAUCAUGCCCAUCUCAGUUGCACUGUCCACGUUUGGGGGCAUCAAUGGCUACCUGUUCACCUCGUCAAGGCUGUGCUUCUCCGGAGCUAGAGAGGGUCACCUGCCCUACCUGCUGGCCAUGAUCCAUGUGAAGAACUGCACCCCUAUUCCUGCCCUGCUCGUCUGUUGCAGUGCUACCAUCCUGAUCCUGUGUAUCGGUGAGACUCAUGACCUCAUCAACUACGUGUCCUUCAUUAACUACCUCUCUUAUGGGGUCACCAUCGCUGGCCUGCUCGUGUACCGCUGGAAGAAGCCCAACCUCGUCCGGCCCAUUAAGGUGAACCUGCUGGUCCCUCUGAGUUACCUGCUGUUCUGGGCGGUGCUGCUGGUCUUCAGCCUGUACUCGGAGCCUGUGGUCUGUGGUAUGGGGCUGGUCAUCAUGCUGACCGGGGUGCCCAUCUACUUCUUCGGUGUCUACUGGGAGAACAAGCCCCAGUGGAUGAACUCCAUAGUGGAGGUGCUGACGUACGUUGGACAGAAGCUGUGCUACGUGGUGUUCCCUCAGGAAGACCCCUUGGACACGAGCGCCCAGAUAGAGCUGGAGGAAAAAUCUGAGCUGUGAUUGGCCAGCUGAGCCCCCCACACUCCCUUUGACCCCUCCAGGGAUAUUCACCUACAUGAGACUCCUUCAGUCGUCCUCCUCCCUCUCCCAUGUCAAGCAGCCCUUGCCCUCACACACACACACACACACACACACACACACACACACACACAAACUGAACUCUACCCUUCCUGAAGAAUAGUUCCACUGCCCUCUACCCUUCCUGAAGGACAGUUCCACUGCUCUCUACCCUUCCUGUUUCAAUCACCUGGUCCUGAUUGUUCUGUCCCGUAGCGCUGGGUGGGGCGUGUGUGCGGUGCGGCGCGCGUGUCCGGUCACGGUCCAGGUUGUGUGUUUAUUGUGCCUUGUGAAGACUAAGUUUUCUUUUCGUCUCUUCUGUAGGAGUGAGUGCGAUUCUGCUCAUCCCUGACAGACGCGGAUGCUAGCUGUUGGAUUAUAGUUUAAUCUGCCGUGUAGUCCCAAUCUAGUUUGGCUUCUAGUCCGCAGGAUGUGGAGGUUGUGCCUAGCAUGUCUCAGACGACGGCCCAGGCUGUUUCAGAAGCAGCGUGGACGUCCAUUAACCCUUUGUACUCAUCUUCCCUUCUGAGCAAUAUCUGAAGCACAAGUGACCCGGUGCAGACCUGCUGCCCAGUCCCCGACGCCCUGGCGUCCACCUUCUCCUCAGAGUUUAACUCUAACGCCCGGCGUCCACCUUCUCCUCAGAGUUUAACUCUAACGUCGAUGCUAACCAUGACUAGCACACUGUGCAGUGCGGCCGAGCUGCCCCGGCUGCCCCGCUGCGUUCCGUUAUAAUGACCCGUAUGCUGCUCUGCUGGUUCUACCCUCCUGCUGCCCAUACAAGAGGGCAUCUGCACACAGGGGACAACAUGUGCCAGAGGGGAGGGGCAACAGUGUGGCAGUGGGAAGGGGGGGGGGGCAGUCCUGCCAUAACCCUCAGCAGCUGGAGGGGCAGUUCUGCAAUAACGCUCUUCAGCUGGUGCUGCCAGUCUGAGGUUUAAAGCCCCCCACACACACACAAACAUACACUGCCCCUGAGGCUAUUCACUCACACACUUCCUGUUACGCCAAUAUGCAGAGAUUAUUGGCUAAGGGAGAUUAUGACUAAUUAAACUUAAAAUGUGAUUGGUUGAAUGAGAUGCCAGUCUUCCUAAGGGCCAGCUCCAGGUCCAUUUUACACUGCCCAGUUCCAUUUACCGUACAAGGACAGUGUGGGCCUGCCAAACCACACACACACACACACAGGCACACGUACUUGUGGGUUUGCCCGUGCCAGUCUUCCCUCCUGUGCCUCUCUGUGUGUCCCGUAGGGGGUGCCCCUGCGCUGGAAUCAGCCUUGUAAAUACAGUGUACAGAAAAGCAUCAAGGUGAUGCCAUUCCUGACGUAAGUGUCAAACGUGUGAAUUAUACUGAGGAACGUUGAUGGUCUCGUUAUUUUGAUUUGUAAAAGUGUUAUUAGCAUAUUAAUGAAUAGCUUAUUAAAUAAUUCCGAGAGAAACAAA